AUGAUGGCACCAGAAGUCUGCAGCAUGUACAGAACCGGCAGCCUUGGGCGCAUGUUGUUUUGGGUCGCCAGUCUCGGGCUGCACAAGACCUGCUUGUGCUCUUCUGUGGUCUCCACGACGGAUGCCACGGAUGACUUGGAUCAAAGUGUUGAUAUGUCAACUGCAGAGUGGGGCCGAACGCCGCUGCAUGAGGCGGCUGAGUUCGGACAUCUAGAAAUGCUUCGGGGGAUGCUGGCGGAAGCCAAUGAAUCAUCUGUGACACUUGUGUCUGCCCCGGACGAGCUGGGCUGGACUCCACUCCAUUGGGCCGCCCUGCAUGGUGAGGAGGAAAUGGCCUCAGAGUUGCUGCGGGCGCAAGCCGCAGUUGAUGCUCAGGAGUACGAGUUUGGAUGCCAGCCGUUGCAGUGGGCUGCAAGGCGCGGCCACCUUCGGCUCCUCCGACUUCUCUUGGACGCUGGUGCCUCGGCAGAGUACGCCGACCGGCAGCAACGCACGGCGGCCGCCUGGGCCAAGCUGACGGGCCACGCUGCGGCGGCGGCGCUCCUCGAAGCUUCCGAGGACUCAGAGGAGACCUCAGAACCGCACAUGUACAGUCGCGCCGAGAGGGACACGGACGAGGUAGAGGAUGCCAUGACGGAGGCAGACCAGGCAUAUGGCAUGACUGCUUUGCAUGUUGCCGCUGCGAGCGGCCGUUACUCGGAUGUCGCGAAGUGGUUGGGUGCAAGUGAGCCGACUGCCCUGUCUUCUCAGAUGUCUGCGCAAGAUAUGUGGGGACGAACACCGCUGGUGACCGCCAUUCAGACGCGAAAGUCUCCUCCCAAAGCAGCCUUGAAGUUGCUCCACACCGAGCUCUGUGUAACAACAGAUCACGAUGGACGUGGCCCCCUACAUUGGGCAGUUCUGGCAGGUGACCUGCGGCUCUUCAAGGAGCUGCGUCUGCUGAACCAGUCCCAGGCACCGCCGGAUCGCUUCGGCCGUACGUUAGUUCACUAUGCAGCGGCAAACGGACACGGCAACAUCCUGUCAGAACUGCUGGCAGAUGCUGCCGAUGUUGAUGUAGAUGCCAAAGAUCGCUCCCAACAAACCCCGUUGCAUCUUGCCUCGGCAAGGGGCCACGCGCACUUGGUGCAACAGCUGCUCGACAGGAAUGCGUCAUGGAACGUGAGUGAUCUUCUCUUACGAAGGCCUCUCCACUACGCAGCCAUGUUCGGGCACCUUGAUGUCAUAAAGCUGCUCAUGAACGCUGGGGCAGACUACUUUGCCGAGGAUUUGGACGGCGAAACCGUCGAAAGAUUUAUGCGAAGGACACCCUUUCUGCACUAG
This is a messenger RNA of Symbiodinium necroappetens, 1323 nucleotides long. Lineage: Eukaryota; Dinophyceae; Suessiales; Symbiodiniaceae. The record is from the annotation of a GenBank genome assembly.